AUGUCGGAACAGAUCCAGAUCGACACUGGUGCUUUCCAGCGACGGGUCAACAAGCUCCUCUCUUGCUGGAAGGAUAGCAGUGCAGAUUUCGAGCAGCUCAACCAGGUCGACUCGCUCCUCGUUGUCAUGGGCGGACAGAAUGACGACCUUAUCUACUCGAAGACCACCGCCAUUCACUCGUGGCUGCUAGGGUACGAAUUCCCUUCUACUGUCAUCCUCUUUACCAAAGACUCUGUCACCUUUGUCACCAGCGCCUCCAAGGCCGUUCAUCUUGAGCCGCUCAAACGGAGCUCUACCGGCUUCAACCUUGAAAUCCUGAAGCGGUCCAAGGACGAAGCGAGCAACCGUGCGCUUUGGGACGACCUCGUUUCUCGCAUCGAUGCGCAAGGUUCCAAGGUGGGCUGCCUCCCCAAAGACAAGCCUAUCGGCAAAUUCGCCGACGAGUGGCAGUCUGUCUUUGAAAAAGCCCAGAGCUCCAAGGACUUCAAAAUGAUCGACGUGAGCGCUUCUCUCAGCGCAGUCUGGGCCACUAAGGAUGACGAUGAGAUCAAGGCCAUCCGUUACGCCUCAAAGAUGAGCUCUGCUGUCAUGUCCGGAUACUUUGAAAACGAAAUGUCCACCAUCCUCGACGAGGGCAAAAAGGUUACGCACGAGCAGCUCUCGGAGCGCAUCGAGGGAAAGCUCGAUGACACCAAACUGUGGAAAAGGGUCAAAGGCCUCGAAGGUGCCGAUCUCUCGCUUGCAGACUGGUGCUACACGCCUAUCGUCCAGUCGGGCGGCGAGUACGACCUCAAGACAUCCGCUGUUUCAUCCACAAAACGUCUGCAAGGUGCAGAUGGCAACGGCGGUGUUGUUAUUGCCAGCAUGGGCAUCAAGUACCGCAACUACUGCUCCAACAUUGGCAGAACUUACCUCAUCGACCCACACAACAGUCAGCAAAAGAUGUAUGCAUUCCUACACGAGAUUCAGACCCAACUCGCUGACAAACAUCUGCGCGCCGGUGCGACAUGCAAAGAGAUCUACAGCAAAGCGGUCGAGAUUGUGCGUGCCAAGGACGAAAAGCUCGUGGCCUCGUUUGUCAAGAACGUUGGUUUCGGCAUCGGCCUCGAAUUCCGCGACAGCGCCUAUGUGCUUUCCGCCAAGAACAACCGCGCACUCCAGCGCGACAUGGUCGUCAACCUCUCGGUGGGCUUCCAGGAUCUCGACGACCCCAACCACAAGGGCGAGGUCUACUCGCUCCUCUUGAUCGAUACGCUCCGCAUCAACGACAACGCUCCUGCCACCUUCCUCACCGACCGCGUACGUGGCACCAACGACAUGUCGUUCUUCUUCAAGGACGACGAGGAGGAAGAGGAGGAGGAGGAGCGCAGGAGCCCCGCUAAACCAGACGGCAAGGUGACGCCUGGUGGAAAAGUGCUUCGAAACAAAAAUCGAGGCGCCGCACACGACGACACGGCAGCUGAAAAGAUGAAGCUGCACCAAAAGGAACUUGCCAAGCAGAAACAGGAAGACGGCCUGGCACGCUUUGCUGGCGAAGACGGCGAAGGCAACGCCUCGAACGAAAAAGUGUUCAAAAAGUUUGAGAGCUACAAGCGCGAAAAUCUGCUUCCGACCAAGGUGGCUGAUCUCAAAAUCAUGGUCGACCACCGAGCGCAGUCGAUCAUCCUGCCCAUCUACGGCUACGCAGUGCCCUUUCACAUCAACACGCUGAAGAACGUCAGCAAGAGCGACGAGGGUGAAUACACGUAUCUGCGUCUCAACUUUGUCACGCCCGGUCAGAUCGCAGGCAAGAAGGAGGAUGUGCCUUUUGACGACCCGGACGCCACGUUUGUGCGCAGCAUGAGCUACCGCUCCUCCGACUCGUCGCGCUUCACGGAGCUUUUCCGCGAGAUCACGGAAUUGCGAAAGUCGGCGACCAAGCGCGAAGCAGAAGAGAAGGAGCUCGCGGAUGUGGUCGAGCAGGACAAGCUUAUCCUCACCAAGUCAAGGGCGUAUACGCUGCCUGAAGUGUUCCCUCGGCCCGCCAUGGAGGGCAAGCGCGUACCCGGGGAUCUGACCAUCCACCAGAAUGGUCUGCGCUUCUCGUCGCCGCUUCGACCGGACCAAAAGAUCGACUUGCUGUUCUCGAAUAUGAAGCAUCUCUUUUUUCAGCCAUGUGACAAGGAGUUGAUCGUCAUUGUCCACAUCCACCUCAAAUCGCCCAUCAUGAUCGGCAAGCGAAAGGCCAAGGACAUUCAAUUCUACCGCGAGGCUUCGGACGUGCAGUUUGACGAGACUGGCAACCGCAAACGCAAGUACCGGUCCGGUGACGAGGACGAGAUUGAGCUCGAGCAGGAGGAGCGUAGGCGCAGGUCGCAGCUCAACAAGGAGUUCAAGGUGUUUGCCGAGCGCAUCGCCGAGGCGUCCGAGGGUCGUGUCAGCGUCGACGUGCCAUACCGUGAGCUCGGGUUCAACGGUGUGCCCUUCCGGACCAACGUACUUUUGCAGCCUACUACCGACUGCUUGGUGCAUCUCACCGAUCCGCCUUUCCUCGUCAUCACACUGACGGAUGUCGAGAUCGUGCACUUGGAACGUGUCCAGUUCGGUCUCCAGUCGUUCGACAUGGUCUUUGUGUUUUCCGACUUUUCACGUGCGCCCAUGCACGUCACUUCGAUUCCCACAACGUCGUUGGACGAUGUCAAGCAGUGGCUCGACUCGGUCGACAUCUGCGUUACCGAAGGUGCAGUCAACUUGAACUGGGGUGCUAUCAUGAAGACGGUCAACGAGGAUCCGUACGACUUUUUCGCUGAGGGUGGCUGGGGCUUCCUGCAGUCUGGAUCUGAUGAUGGUGGUUCCUCCGAGAGCGAGUCGGGUUCCGAGUUUGGCAGUGAGAUGGAUGAUGGACAGGAGGAGACGGACGAAGACUCGGAUUCCGGAAGCGACUUUGGCGACUCGGCUGAGGACGAGAGCGGAUCGGAAGGGUUCGAAGAUGAGAGCGAAGAGGGAGAGGAUUGGGACGAGCUGGAGAGGAAGGCGGCACGUGCCGACGAAAAGAAGCGCAGACAGCAGGGCGGUUCGGAUGACGACGAGGAUUCAGGCAAGAAGGGUAAGCGUCGUUGA
This is a messenger RNA of Mycosarcoma maydis (corn smut), 3099 nucleotides long. RefSeq names its product putative general chromatin factor. Lineage: Eukaryota; Fungi; Basidiomycota; Ustilaginomycetes; Ustilaginales. Gene Ontology annotation, molecular function: nucleosome binding. The record is from RefSeq and is a predicted model, not a curated record. Gene Ontology annotation, biological process: positive regulation of transcription elongation by RNA polymerase II; transcription elongation by RNA polymerase II. The transcript has a single exon. Gene Ontology annotation, cellular component: FACT complex. The coding region runs from base 1 to 3099 and encodes 1032 amino acids.